UUCUAAGCCGGGCCAGCGCGUGCGCGCGGGCGGGUGUCGAACAGGUUCCACCUGAUUCGGAUGUGACACCGGCCACGUUGCCUGUGACAGUUUGCUCGCCGUUCGAGCCCGCCGCGUGUACAGCGUUUACUCACACUCGUUGCACCACACCAUUAGUGCUAUCAACUGCGGCAGUGGCGACACGAUGACUCGAGGCAACCAGCGGGAGACGGAUCGCCAGAAGGCGCAGAAGAAGUUGGCGCAAAAGAACAAAGUCAAGGAGAGCGCCGCGUCACUUCAGCAAAGGCGAGAGAAGGACGCUGAGAUUCUCAGACAGAAACAGAAGAAGAAGGAAGAGGAGAAAGCGGCUACUGCUGGCGGCGAUGCGAAGAAAUAACAUCAAUGCUGGGAGGGUUCCCAUCGUUCACAAUAGAGGGACCGGCGCCACCGGGGACGUCGACGUUGGUCUUGGACGUGCGGGC
This is a messenger RNA of Laetiporus sulphureus 93-53, 461 nucleotides long. RefSeq names its product four F5 protein. Bases 185 to 376 code for a protein of 63 amino acids. NCBI's taxonomy places the organism in Eukaryota, Fungi, Basidiomycota, Agaricomycetes, Polyporales, Laetiporaceae. The record is from RefSeq and is a predicted model, not a curated record. The transcript is spliced from 4 exons.